Sordaria macrospora k-hell is the source of this 1008-nucleotide messenger RNA. RefSeq lists its product as uncharacterized. The record is from RefSeq and is a predicted model, not a curated record. NCBI's taxonomy places the organism in Eukaryota, Fungi, Ascomycota, Sordariomycetes, Sordariales, Sordariaceae.
AUGAAUCUAAACAUUUUUAUACCACGAAAGUCCCGUGAUUUUAUACUUGUGAUGCUUCCUGACGAGUUUCCCGCUGAAUACAUCAUAGAAGCCAUCGACAGCAUGGCACCAACAGAUCUCAAAGGGAAGGGGUUCGGGUCCCCCAAGCCCAAAGUCAUCCUCUUUGACAUUGGCGGCGUCUGUGUCGUCUCCCCCUUCCAAUCCAUCCUCAACUACGAACUCCGCCACUCCAUCCCCCCAGGUUGGAUCAACCAUUCCAUCUCGCGCUCCGCCCCCCACGGCUUCUGGCACCGCCUAGAAACCGGGUCCAUCCCCAUGGACGCCUCCUUCUUCGCCGGUUUCACGCGAGACUUACACAACCAAUCCCUCUGGGAAUCCUUCUACCGCUCGCAACAAGCCGCCAACCCCUCUCACUUCCCUCCCCCCGGCUCACCUGUGCCUCCGAUCCCCCAGAUCGACGGCGAGUGGCUGUUUCACGACAUGAUGGAGCACGCCCGCUCCCCAGACCCUUGGAUGUUCCCCACCCUGAAGAAGCUGAAAGAGGAUGGACGCUUCGUCGUCGCGGCGCUGAGUAACACUGUCAUUUGGCCGGAGGGCCAUAAGUGGGCGGAGAAAGACUUCUUUAGCGAUCCGCUCAGGCAGCUGUUUGACGUGUUUGUUUCGUCCGCGCAUGUCGGGCUCAGGAAGCCGGAUCCGAGGAUUUACCAGCUGGCGCUGGAGAAGGUGGAUGAGUUUGCGCGGGCGAAUGCGGACUCGGAAAGGGGCAAGAGGGGCGGUUGGGGAGAGGGGGUGAGGGCGGAGGAUGUGGUGUUUUUGGAUGAUAUUGGGGAGAAUCUGAAGGCGGCGAAGAAGACUGGGUUUAGGACCAUCAAGGUUGGCCUGGGAAAGGCGUUUGAGGCGGUUGAUGAGCUGGAAGGCGUGACGGGGUUGAAGCUGGCGGGGGAUCACCCGCGGAUUGCGGUGAAGCCGGAUUAUAGUGCUGGGAAGGAGGCGAAGGCUAAGUUGUGA